This is a messenger RNA of Euleptes europaea (tarantolino), 629 nucleotides long. It is a transcript of the gene SCN2B, whose product is annotated as sodium voltage-gated channel beta subunit 2. Gene Ontology annotation, cellular component: membrane. NCBI's taxonomy places the organism in Eukaryota, Metazoa, Chordata, Lepidosauria, Squamata, Sphaerodactylidae. Bases 68 to 628 code for a protein of 186 amino acids. The transcript has 4 exons. The record is from RefSeq and is a predicted model, not a curated record.
CCUCCCCUGGCUGCCGGCCCUGGCCCUCCUCGGCCUCCUCCUUGCUCGGGUGCCCAACAGCCUGGCCAUGGAGGUCACAGCCCCGACCACCAUUCAUGCGCUGAACGGCUCCUCCGCCCGCCUGGCCUGCACCUUCGUCUCCUGCUACCGAGUGACGGAGAAGCAGUUCUCCCUCAACUGGACCUACCAGGAGUGCUGGAACUGCAGCGAGAUCAUGCUCUUGCAGUUUAAAUCCAAGGUUGUCCCUGUGGAGCAGAACCGCUUUGAGAAUCGCGUGAAGUUCACGGGGAACUUGGCCAAAUACGACGUGUCCUUCACCCUCCAAAAUGUACAGUUGGACGAUGAAGGGUUCUACAACUGCUAUGUGCUGAACCCCCCUGACCGGCACAAGGGCCACGCCAGAAUCGACCUGAGAGUCGUCACGGAAGAGCCCCCCGAGCGGGACUCCACCGUGGCCGUGAUCGUGGGUGCUUCCGUGGGUGGCUUCCUGGCCAUGGUGAUCCUGGCGCUGGUUGUGGUCAAGUGUGUCCGGCGGAGGAAGCAGCAGAAGCUGAACACAGACGACCAGAAGACAGAGGAAGAGGGGAAGACGGACGGUGAGGGCAAUCCUGAGGAGAGCCCCAAGUAGA